Molecule: messenger RNA, 4974 nt
Organism: Pteropus alecto (black flying fox)
Lineage: Eukaryota; Metazoa; Chordata; Mammalia; Chiroptera; Pteropodidae
Gene: FBXL18
Product: F-box and leucine rich repeat protein 18
Exons: 5
Coding region: 142-2292 (716 amino acids)
Biological process (GO): SCF-dependent proteasomal ubiquitin-dependent protein catabolic process
Cellular component (GO): SCF ubiquitin ligase complex
Molecular function (GO): protein binding
Source: RefSeq, a predicted model, not a curated record
CGCCGGAAGUUAGGGGAGGCCCCGCCCCCUGCCGGGGUCUCUGUGGAACCGAGGACGCGCCGGCUUUGAGCAUCCCUGGUCGGCUGGGCGGGAGACCCUGGGGCUGCGGCUCCGGCAGCCGCGGCUCGGCCCGCCGUGGACAUGGCCAGCUCCGGAGAGGACCUGUGCAGCGAUGGCGACAUGCCCCCCACGGCGGCUGCGGUGCCAAGCGGGGCCCACCUGCUGGGCUUCUCCGAUGAGAUCCUCCUGCACAUCCUCAGCCACAUCCCCAGCACGGACUUGGUUCUGCACGUCCGACGCACCUGCCGGAAGCUCGCGGAGCUGUGCCUGGACAAGAGCCUCACCCACACCGUGCUGCUGCAGGACUACGAGGCCAGUGAGGACAAGGUGAAGCAGCUUGUGAAGGAGAUCGGCCGGGAGAUCCAGCAGCUCAACAUGGCCGGCUGCUACUGGCUGUCGGGCUCCACCAUUGAGCACGUGGCCCGCUGCCGCGGCCUGGUGAAGGUGAACCUCUCGGGCUGCCACCUGACCUCCCUGCGCCUGUCCAAGAUGCUGUCGGCCCUGCAGCACCUGCGCUCCCUGGCCAUCGACGUGAGCCCCGGCUUCGACGCCAGCCAGCUGAGCAGCGAGUGCAAGGCCACGCUGAGCCGCGUGCGGGAGCUCAAGCAGACGCUGUUCACGCCGUCCUACGGCGUCGUGCCCUGCUGCACCAGCCUCGAGAAGCUGCUGCUGUACUUCGAGAUCCUGGACCGCACGCGCGAGGGCGCCAUCCUCUCGGGCCAGCUCAUGGUGGGCCAGAGCAACGUGCCCCACUACCAGAACCUGCGGGUCUUCUACGCCCGCCUGGCCCCCGGCUACAUCAACCAGGAGGUGGUGCGGCUCUACCUGGCCGUGCUCAGCGACCGCACGCCCGAGAACCUGCACGCCUUCCUCAUCUCCGUGCCCGGCAGCUUCGCCGAGAGCGGGGCCACCAAGAACCUCCUGGACUCCAUGGCCCGCAACGUCGUGCUGGACGCCCUGCAGCUGCCCAAGUCCUGGCUCAACGGCUCGUCCCUGCUGCAGCACCUCAAGUUCAACAACCCCUUUUACUUCAGCUUCAGCCGCUGCACCCUGUCCGGCGGCCACCUCAUCCAGCGCGUCAUCAACGGCGGCAAGGACCUGCGCAGCCUGGCGAGCCUGAACCUCAGCGGCUGCGUCCACUGCCUGUCCCCGGACUCCCUGCUGCGCAAGGCGGAGGACGAUAUCGAUAGUGGCAUCCUGGAGACCCUGGUGGUGGCCUGCGGCGGCCUGCGGCACCUCAACCUCUCCGCCGCCCACCACCACAGCUCCGAGCGCCCGGGCAGGCACCUGUGCCAGCUGCUGGCCCGGCUGCGCCACCUGCGCUCCCUGUCCCUGCCCGUCUGCUCCGUCGCCGACUCGGCGCCCCGUGCCGACCGCGCGCCCGCCCAGCCCGCCAUGCACGCCGUGCCCUGCGGCUUUGGCAAGAAGGUCCGCAUCGGCGUGCAGACGUACCCCAGCCCCUUCUCGGGGCAGGCGGGCCCCCAGCCCUCCUCCGUGUUCUGGUCUCUGCUGAAGAGCGUGCCCUUCCUGGAGCGCCUCGAGCUCAUAGGGUCCAACUUCUCCUCCGCCAUGCCGCGCAACGAGCCCGCCAUCCGCAACUCCCUCCCCCCGUGCAGCCGGGCGCAGAACGUCGGGGACUCGGAGGUAGCCGCCAUCGGCCAGCUGGCCUUCCUGAGGCACCUGACGCUGGCCCAGCUUCCCAGCAUCCUGACAGGCUCCGGGCUGGUCAGCAUCGGCCUCCAGUGCCAGCAGCUCCAGUCCCUGUCCCUGGCCAACCUGGGCAUGAUGGGGAAGGUGGUCUACAUGUCCGCUCUCUCGGACAUGCUGAAGCACUGCAAGCGGCUGAGGGACCUCAGGCUGGAGCAGCCCUACUUCAGCGCCAACGCCCAGUUUUUCCAGGCGCUGAGCCAGUGCUCCGCGCUGCAGCGCCUCUGCCUCGUCUCCCGCAGCGGCACCCUGCAGCCCGAGGCCGUGCUGGCCUUCAUGGCCCGCUGCCUGCACGUCGUCAUGUGCCACAUGUUCACCGGGGAGUCCCUCGCCACCUGCAAGAGCCUGCAGCAGUCCCUCCUCCGAAGUUUCCAGGCCGAGCGGCCCGCUCUGGACGUCGUCAUCUUCCCUCUUCUCCACGAGGGCCUGGCCGACGUCAUCCGGGACGUCCCCAUGGUGCACCUGGACGAGAUCACCUUGUUUAAAAGCAGAGUGGCCGAGGAGCCGCCCAACCUGUGGUGGUGACAGGGGUGGCCAGCACCAGGCGAAGCUGCUUCCAUCGCCGAGCCUGUCAUCGCCGUGGCCGAGGAAGCAGGAUCGCCUGGACGGGCAUGUGGCCUGUGCCUCAGCUGCCGCUGAGGCUCAUCGCCGGUCUGCAGACGCCGGGGAGGCUGCCGGACACCGGGACCCCGGCCGGGUCACGACGAAGGGAGCCCUCUCCCCCGCCACCCUGCGCACCCCCAUCUCCCAGGGGCUUCCCGUGCUCCCUCUCACGUUGUCCGGUGCAGACGCGUCACUCAGAGAAACUUGGGGUGAGGCAGCAUGAGGGGGGUGGGCGGGACGAGUGGUUGUCAGACUCUCAGGCCUGGCCGCAGGCCUUCCUCAGCUGAGACGCGGGGCACGGUGCGCCGACUCCUUGGGGCCCUGACCGGGUCCCCAGAGCACCACGUGGCCCUAGUGCUGCCCCUUCACUUCAGCCCCGUGGAGGGUCCCUCUGCUCGUCUGUGUCUGGUCACCUGCCACCGGGCUACGUGGAGGGGCACCUGGGGCCCGGUGCUGGCGGUGACCGUGCAUGUGGGUGGGCACGCUCGCCCUGUGGGACAUCCACCCUGACCUCUGAUGGCGAGGCCAGUGACCGCGUGCCUCAGUGCCCCUCCCCUCGGGUCAGCGGUGAGUGCGAUGCAGGGAGGAGCUCGCCGGCCUGGUGCCCGUGGAUUCGGGGCUCUCCUGCCCGGUGAGACGUUUCACCCAGUUAUGUCUCUGGUAUGUGUCCAGCCAGCCGAUGUCAGAUUCGGGGCCAGUGCCGAGCAGGGACCCCAGGGGCUGUGGCUGCUGGGGUCGGCGGUCAGCCCCAGGGGCCGCAGCUCCUCGGGCAGGUCGGUAUUCCUGGGGAGACGCAGAUGGCCUCGUGGGGAAACGUGCGAGGACGUUGGAGGCCGAGUAGCGAGCUGUGCUUAGCCCUUCGCACACGUUCAGCACAGCUGCUCCAGCGUGGGGCUGGCCUCCCCGUGUCCCGGCCCCCGGCCCCCCUGCCCAGACGCCGCCUCCGCCUCCUCAGCCACAGCACCCCCCAGAGCCGGCCUCCCCUCGGCUAGGGGCUUCUGAGGGCCGACGCCCGGCGGUGUUCCUGGACACCCCGGGGAUGCCAGGUGUCACCGGGCGGCUUCCAGCCAUGAUGCCUCCCCAGGACCUUCACGCUGAGCCUGUCGUGCACCGGGCUGGUGACGCAGAGCCCACUGGGCCUUGCUCACACUGUCACUGCCUGUUCUGGCUACGGUCAGCUCUGGGGUCCCCAGCUCGGCCGUCUUCCUACUCUGUUUGCAUAGUGACAGUCACCCCCAUUCCAUGUAGUGUAUCUUGCAGUUUACCUGCUGUUGAAGGGCUGGGGACCUGGUCUCUGGGCAUUCGUUCACCUGGGUUCUCGAGGGGCCGGCAGUUCAGCCACUCCCACCCCACCGGGCUGAGGGGUCGGGAGGCCUUCCGAUGGCGAGGACUCAUGCCCCGGGGCACACAGACCUCCCAGUGCCAACCUCCCCUCCUCCCAGGUUGGGGCUGGCGGCUCUCUGCUUCCCAGCGAACGCCCCACUGCAGGCCCCCCCAGACCCGCAGCUUCACCUCCAGGGUCCUGACCCGCCCUGAGAGCCACAAGCCAGGUCUUGUUCUUCCUGACCUCGUAGGCCUCAGGACAGACUGCCCUGGGCCCCAGAGAGGCAGGGCUGAGGUCCCCGUUCGGGGCCCACGGCUGUAGAUGAAGGUCCGAGAGGUGGUAGGAACACACCCCCCUUCCAGUUUCUGGGCAUUUCUUUCAUAUGGCGACUAGAGACCACCAGGCGAGGCUGAUCAGGAAGGGUGCUGCGGGGACUGGCUGCUGCUUGUCCUCAAAGCGAGGGUGUGGCUGGUCUCAGCCUGACAAACGAGGGAGCGCAGCUCGGCGGUGGGCCAGGGCACUGGCCAACUCCGGGACCCCCAUGGUCCAGACCCGGCCCCCCUAGGCCCUGGGUGGCCCUGGGUGCCCUUCUUUUAUCCAGGGCCGCCUGGGCACCGGAAGUGUGUCCAGAGGCUGCGGCUGUGUUUCUCGCUCUCGCCUGGAUGGCCCGUUGUCACGAGCAAGGAGGGUCACCCAGCAGCAUCCUUUGUGCUGACCCAUGGCCGGGAGGGGCCGUUCGCGGGCGGCGGGGCACGAGCUGCGUUGGAAAGCAGCCCCCACACAGAGGACCUUGCGUGUCCGUCAGUGCGCCCCACAACCAUCCUUUUACACAGAGCGAGAAUUUCCGCUGCUUCUGCACCCGGGACGGAUUCAGCAGAUGUUAGUAAUGUGCUUACUCUCACUAAGUGCUAUUUUGGCACCGGUGUUAAUUGCAAUUUAUAUCCUGCAGCAUUUUACGCUGGAAAGAGAACCCACCCUAAUGGUUCCCAAUUGGCAAAACUGAGCUGUUAAGCGUUGGACCAUAUGCUGCCUGCUCAGCGGGGCCUGGUCAGCACUGGUGCCCACGCGUGUACACGUGUGUGUGCGUGCAUGUGCAUGGAGUGCUUGCGUGUCUGCAUACAUGUGCCGUCCGCUGUGUACGUGUUUGUGGAGUGCGUGUGCGCACGUUCCCUGUGUGAUCAUAUGUGUGUGUGGGUGCACACGUGUGUACAGGGCGUACGUGUGUAAGACACUGGGUAGAGUGAGGACAGAGGGAUCAGGGCAUUUUUGUUCAGAGAGAC